Molecule: messenger RNA, 1089 nt
Organism: Microthlaspi erraticum
Lineage: Eukaryota; Viridiplantae; Streptophyta; Magnoliopsida; Brassicales; Brassicaceae
Source: the annotation of a GenBank genome assembly
AUGUCUACCACCGCCGCUUCCAAUACCAACGACAACGAGCCACUGCCACCAAACAAUGAUGGUCCACAGUCACCGUCGUCGUUUUUCACAUUACCAAAGGACAUCGUGUUAAACAUCUUGGCCCGAGUCACCAGACACAAGCAUCCAAUUCUCUCUUGCGUCUCCAAGAACAUACGAUCCUUGGUACGUUCCUCCGAGCUUCACAAAACUCGAUCUCUCCAGGGAAAGGAUGAUUCCUUUUACGUCUGCUUUAGAGACUUUUAUUCUCCUUUCCUAUUUUUUCAUUGGUUCACUCUCGACCAGAAUCGUUUAGUCUCGAUCCCUUUCCCUUCCCCGCCUGAGCCAAACUCUUCUGCUCUCAUGAUUGGCCACGAGAUCUACCUCGUCGGGGGUUGUCUCAAUAAUUUGUGCAGGAGCAUGUGGAUCCUCGAUUCCCGGUCUGGAAAGUUGCGUCAGGGUCCAAAUAGGCUUGUGGCCCGCCAUUUUCCAGCCGUGGGAGUUGUUGACAAGAAGAUUUACAUCUUUGGAGGGUACCAAGAAGAACACAAAGAGGUCCAAGCGGAAGUGUUUGACACAAAGACAGAAAGUUGGGAUGUAGCACCAAAUCCGAAUGUGGAUUUGAAAUGCUUAUCGAUGUCGGUGGUAAACCGGUCAUUAGACGGAAAGAUUUAUGUGAGAAAUACUGCUGGACAAGUCAUAGUUUAUGAUCCGAGCGAUGGUAAAUGUGAGAAGAUUGAUAUACAAAUGCGCGCUACUGAUGUGUGUGUGAUAGACAAUGUGCUCUACAUUUGGCAAUAUCAUGGUGGGUUAAAGUGGUAUGACUCUACGAUGAUACAAUGGAGAGUGGUUAAAGGUUUAAAUCUCGGAUAUAUUUCUUCCAGCAGAAUCGUAUUAGCUGAAUCCAAUGGCAAGUUGGUAUUUUUACAGGAAUGUAGCACAAAAAAGAAGACGGAGAUUUGCUGUGCAAUGGUUGCGUUGGAACGAGGACCGAAUGCGUUAGGGAUUGUGGGGAAAGUUGAGUGGUCUGAUCGCAUACUUUCUGUUCCUCUUGGCUACCAGAUUGUGCAUUGUGUAGGUCGUACAGAUUAA